GAGUGUCCGCCCUCUCUACUGAUAUAUUAAAUGCUCUCUGCUCUCUCUGCCUCCUCAGCUUCGCAGACCAACAACACAGAGAUCUAAUAUGGUGCUCCUUCCUCAACUUCUGUGAAGCUGUUAACAUGGCAGGGAACACCUCCUCCAAAUAUGACAACGUCACCUGCAAAGUUCUGAUCCAAUCAGGAUCUCCUGCUGUCUACCAGCUGAUACCAAAGAGGAAGAUCAUUGGAACUCUGAUAAUAAACAAAGAGAACAUUAGAACUGUGACAAGAAUGACUCUUGGAAAAAAAAAUCCAAACAAGAGAAACAAAACCAUCUUACUUGUUGGUGAAACAGGAACAGGAAAAUCUACUCUGAUCAACGCUCUGGUCAACUACGCCAUGGGAGUGGAGUGGGAGGAUGAUGUCUGGUUUAAGAUCGUAGAAGAGGAGAAGAGAAGUCAAUCAGAAAGUCAGACAUCAGAUGUGAUCGUGUACCAGAUCUUUGGUUUUGAAGGUAAACCUCUGCCCUACUCUCUGACCAUCAUCGAUACUCCUGGAUACGGAGACACCAGAGGGAUCGAACAGGAUGCCAUCGUCAGUCAAUGUUUAUUAAAGUUGUUCCACUCAGAAGAUGGAGUUCAUGAGAUUAAUGCAGUGGGUCUGGUGAUGAAGGCGAGUGAGAAUCGACUGACUGACCGACUGAAGUACAUCUUAGAUUCAGUGAUCUCUCUGUUUGGAAAAGACAUAGAGAAGAACAUUGUUGCUCUCAUCACACACUCAGAUGGAAGAACACCUAAAAAUCCUCUACAAGCUCUUGAGGCUGCGAAGAUUAAAUGUGCCAAAAAUGAGAAGAAUCAGCCUGUUCACUUCCUGUUUAAUAAUUGCCAGGAUGAAGACAGGACAGAGGGCAUAAAAGCCCUUAAACAUGCACAUGAAAUAACAAUAGAAGGAAUUAAUCAGUUCACAAAGUUCCUUGAAAAAACUGCACCUCAAAAGAUGCAGAAAACCGUGGACGUCCUGAACGAGCGAAACCAACUGACAAUCUGCAUCCAAAACCUGCAAGACAGAAUUAGGUCUAUAGAACUGAAACAGAGCAUUGAAAAGGAGAAUCAGACACUCCUGAAGAAACAUGAACAAGACAUAAAGGAUAAUAAGGAGUACAAAAUAAAUCAAAAGAGCGUCAUCAAAGUUAAAGAACCAAUUGACGGUGGAGGGAGCUGGUGGGCGUUGGGGUUAAAUAAAAAUGGAGCUCUCUGCUGUACAACAUGUGAGAAGACCUGUCACUAUCCAUGCAAAUUGGUCCGUCAGGCAAUACUCUGUGAGAUGAUAGACUUCAACGACACAUGCAAGUCCUGUGGGUGUCAUUAUUCAUGUCAUGUGAAAGAGACCUGGAGGUAUGUGGAGGAGGAAAUCACCAGCAAGGUGACUGUAAAAGCUAUGAAAGAGAAGUAUGAAAAGGGUCGAGCAGGCUUUGAUAAGGUAAAAAGCCUUUUGGAAACUAUUGAGAAGGAAAUAGACAAACUUCAGAAGGAAAAAGAUCAGUUGUUGGAGGAAUCCUUUCAGCAUGUUAUCAAACUGAAGCAGAUUGCCCUGAAGGUUGAUGCAGUGUCCACUCGUGACCACUUGGACUUCCUGAUUGAGAGGAUGAAGGACACAGUGAAGAAGAGGAAACUGGAAGAGAUGAAAAGUCGAGCUGAUGACAAUGAAGGAACCACAGGAGCUGGUAACGCAAAGAGGCAAAGAACUAGAUGAACUAGAAUCACUGAGAGCAGACAGCUGUGUAGAAAACAAUUGUAGUCUACAAUGAUGAUCAGAUGUGUU
Molecule: messenger RNA, 1805 nt
Organism: Perca flavescens (yellow perch)
Lineage: Eukaryota; Metazoa; Chordata; Actinopteri; Perciformes; Percidae
Product: septin-2-like
Exons: 3
Coding region: 126-1736 (536 amino acids)
Molecular function (GO): GTP binding
Source: RefSeq, a predicted model, not a curated record